UCUAAGCAUCAAAACAUCGGCAAAAAUAAAAAUAGAGCCAGAAAAAAAGAAGAAAACAUAACUGCAGCAGCAGAAGAAAGAAGAAGAAGCAGAAAACCGAGUUAGGUUUCGAAAUGUCUCUGAGUACUAAGCCUCAUUUCCAAGCAGAGGAAGAUGAAAUAACAAAACAGGGUGAUAGUUACAUCCUCAAACCACGGGGACUUAGCAUUGUAUGGGGCAAUGUUGAACACUACUGGAAAUUACCUAAGAAGCUAUCCAAAGGUGACUCUAAUGACCCUGCGGAGCUGAAACAGGUUUCUUGGCUAGAAGUAACCGGCUCAGUUAGUUUAAUACCUACGAAGACGUACCAAAUCAGCUUUGACGUGGAACUGACACCUUGUGCAUUUGGUUGGAGAGACAUACAAGCUUUCUUGAUGGCCAAGGUAGGGAAAAGGGGCAAGUACAAAUGGACCAAAGUUAAAGUAGUGCAGGAUCCAAAUGUAGGCAGAUUCACAAUUCCUGACAAAACCAGCCCGCCAUUGAGAAUUGAAGUUCUGCCCGCUAGUGUCGAUAACAUGCUUCACUUUGGUCUGUAUGAAGUCUGGAGUGAAAAAUGGAAGGGGGGCUUGAAAAUUCAUCAAGCAAAUGUGACAGAAGUAACUUCGACCUUAGCUUAAAUUAAUCCGCAGUUCACAUGAGCCAGUUACAGAAAUACAUGUAUGUGUAUACGUACACCAAGUAUAUAUAUGCGCGGUUUUAGCUCCAAAUUUUCAAUGGAUGCACCACACCAGCAACUCAGCAAGAAUUGGAGGAAGGGGAACUAAAACACUCAGAACUCAGAAGGCCGAAUUUCCAUCAAGACAACCAAUCCCUGCUCGCGGAAUUUAAACAUAUAGCGGACUCAUAUAUAGGUUACCGGAACUACUGAUGCAGGAAGCAGGCCUUGAAGAAAACAAGUUGAAACCAUUAAUAUGCUUUGGAAUAACAAAGGUUUUGUAUUUUAAUUAUUUGGGAAUUUGUUAAGUUAUUUUGAAAGUUGUAAGGGUGUUAUAGAAACUUGAGGUCAAUUAAUUUGUAAACCCUUAUAAAUA
Molecule: messenger RNA, 1070 nt
Organism: Pyrus x bretschneideri (Chinese white pear)
Lineage: Eukaryota; Viridiplantae; Streptophyta; Magnoliopsida; Rosales; Rosaceae
Product: protein PHLOEM PROTEIN 2-LIKE A9
Exons: 4
Coding region: 114-656 (180 amino acids)
Source: RefSeq, a predicted model, not a curated record